AUCAUCUUUUCAUUACAUUGCAGAUCCACUAGACCAGCAAAGGCUUGAGGCUUCACGUACUUGUACAGGGGUCACAGCAGGAGCGACAGUAGGAGGCAUUCUUCUUACCCUGCUCAUUGGAGGGCUGUUCUAAUGGUGCUGUACCGAAACGGGUACAGAGUUGGACACGUUCUAAAAGGAGCUGCACGAAAAAGCUCCACUCACCCUGAACCUGUGGAAAUGGACAACAGAGGAUAUUCAUCAUUAGAUCAGAUCACUGCUCCAACGCAGUAUUCAAAUGUGGAGGAGGAAUCAGAAAAACAACAGUACACACAGUUGAAGAUUUAUGAGAAUACAAAAGAAAAUGCUGCAGGAGACACAAGUACCUAUGAAGGCGUGACAGAGACUCCCCCUGUGACCUAUGAGUCCAUCAGUACAUCGCCAUACCAGAACACUGGGGCACAUUCUCAAGGUCCUGACCACGGAAAUACCUUAGAAGCACAAGGGUAUACAUCAUGACUUCAGUGUCAGUUAUGGAUAAAAUACAGUAACCGACAAAAGAAACGUUACCCUCCUUCCAUAAUGACGGAGGUACCUACCUUGAGCUGGCGUUGUGAUACGUGGACGUCCACUUCUUGGUCUGUGUACGGGGACCCCAGUCUCUCUGACGCCCUGAAUAAGUAUUAUAACCGUGAUAUGAUGGCAUCCGAGGACGUUGGCAACCGCACUGUAUGUUGACCCUAUCUGCACCAUUACAAUGGCUCUUUCUCUCUCUUCAGCUGUUAAUCGUGGCAUAUUUAUCGCGCUUAUGUAUCAUACCAUGCAUUCUUGGCUCUAUUUAUACCCUAUAGAAUCAUUCUACAUGUGAAAUGGAUGCAACUACUGCUUGAAUUUUGCUGCGUUUUGGCGAUUGAUAUUGCUAUGUGUAAACAGAAAGUGGAAAAUUGUAUGUUUCUGUUGGCAUUUAGUGUACUCAUAAAGGACAGUGCAUUACUUCUUUGAGGCAUGGUGGUGAUGUUCAUGUUAUUUUCGUCGAUCAUUUAUCAUUGGAUAUUUCGCAUAGCAUGUGGUGAUCUUUUAAAAAGACAUAUACAUAAAUCGAGCCAGAAAACAAGAAUUAUAGUUUGCCAGUUAUGACGUGUCCGAUGCUGGUGGGACCCAGCCAUGAUUCGGAGAGGGAGCAGAACAGCUGGUAGAACUGAUGUCCAGUCAUACCGGGGUUAACAGUGAAACAGAGCAGACAUUGUGGGUAUGUACGUGAGACCUCCUCGCGGUGGGGUUGUGUGUAAUGCCCGACAAAACACCCUCCAAUGGCGCCCUGACAACUAUAGAAGAACUCGGCAAUGCUCACACUGAGUGGCAAUGUCAUCCUUAUAGGACACUUACUGGAAGCCUUAAACAACGAGGCAAGGUUGUUGGGGUAUCAGAUGGAUCACAUUCCCGCAACUGACAGUUCGUGGUUUUGGACAAGGAAUUUGUUACUGUGACUUUCUUUCGUGAGUUUCUAUCUUUUCUAACUUUGUGAGAAAGUUUCAUUGUGACGGUUCACUAUCGUUUGCUAUUUUAACAUAUGUUUGGACGUCCACAUGUGUUAUGUCUAUUCAAUAAAGGCCUGAGUAGGUGUUUAGUUACCACCUAAAGGGGGAUUGAAGCCCAAGGGCAUGACACGUUUAACAUUCACAAGGCAUGAUAGAAAUACAAUGAGGAACCUUCCGUCUGAACCUUGUCACACAUCGGCUUUCAUAUCAGUUUACUGUGGGAGUACUUUACCACGCUGGCAACCAGGAAAACUCCACAAAUAAUCAACACAACUCGGAAGUGAAUUACACACGAAAUAUCCACAAAAGCUUGAUGUAUAUCGCAAUAUAAAGCUAUUGACAAUUAUCAGUGUCAAACUAUGCAUUCAGUAAUUAGGCAAACACCAGGCAAGAACAGAGGUGGUCGAGGUCAUUUGAAUCAUAACACCACAUCAUACGCUCUUUGCAAUACCCCUGAACACUCACUCGCCAUGCACGAGCACAUACAAAUGCGGAGUACAUGGGUCACUUGGUCGUAUUUUGUAGACAGAAGCAUGUAACGUGUCAUUGUCGAACACAUGCAUUUACACCAAAUGAAGAGUCAUGUCUUUAUCACGGGCUCUCGUGAGCACAAAAGAACAAAUACUUUGUUCACAAGUUGCUAUUGUAAUUUUUUGGCCGUUUCGUUUUGCAACAAUAAACAGUAUUCAUAUACAUAUGCA
Molecule: messenger RNA, 2218 nt
Organism: Haliotis rubra (blacklip abalone)
Lineage: Eukaryota; Metazoa; Mollusca; Gastropoda; Lepetellida; Haliotidae
Exons: 6
Coding region: 133-498 (121 amino acids)
Source: RefSeq, a predicted model, not a curated record